AUGAAGUUUGUUAGCUCCGCUGGUUACAAGGCGGCAGCUGUGCUGCUGCUGGCCAUCAUCGUCGUUGCCGCUGGCAAGUCGGUCGAUAAGGUCCGUCGUCCGUUCCCUGGUAUCGAGCGGAUGGGAAGUCUUCUGGAUACGGUUCGCCCGCCGAAGGGAUACGUCUCAAAGAGUCCGCGUGCGGUCGAGGGUCGCUUCACGUCCCGUGUUAACCACUUUGACCCGCAAGACCGUAACACGUUCGAGUUUACCUAUCUGUACAACGACCAGUACUACCAAGAAGGAGGGCCACUGUUCCUGGUCGUCGGUGGACACUAUUCGAUCAAUCCGUACUUCAUGGAUAACAGCCACUUCCGCGACAUUGCCUCCCAGCAUGGAGCCAUGUUGGCGACCUUCGAGCACCGCUACUAUGGAAACAGUAUCCCAGUGGAGGAUUAUUCGACGGAGAAUCUACGUUUCCUGCGCACGGAGCAGGUCCUGUUCGAUCUGAUCGAGCUUGUUGACUUCUUGAAGCGCGAGGUCAUGAACGACCCGAAUGCGCGCGUCAUCCUUCACGGUGUGGCUUACGCUGGUACUCUCGCCUCAUGGGCUCGCCAGCGCUUCCCGAACAUCAUUGAUGGUGCGUGGGCCUCGAGCUCCCCGGUUCGUGCCACUGUCAACUUCCCCGAGUUCGCCGAAGACAUCGGAAACAUUAUCCGCGAGAAGGCGAGCGACCAGUGCUACAACCGCAUCUUCCAGGCAUUCCACACGGCACAGAACCUACUCGACGCCGGCGAGACGGAAAUGGUCUCGGAGAUGUUCAACACUUGCGACCCGGUGAACGUUGAGGACCCGCUAGAGGUGGAACUGUUCUUCUUUGCCAUGAUGGUCUCACUCGAAUUGGCCAUGGCGGAAGAUUUUGACAUUGAAAACAUUGGCCGUGUGUGCGACCGGCUUACCAGUGACGAGUUUGAUACCGGUUUGGAGGCCUUGUCCGCUUUCCUGCUCGAUCGUUACGCCGAGGAACGCGAGUGCUUCGAUCUGUCGUUCGAGAAUUUCGUCCGCUACCUGACGGAUGUCGAUAUCGAUAGUGUUGCGAAUACGGAGUUCGGUCUGCGACAGUCCACCUAUCAUGACUGCACCGAGUUCGGUCUCUUCCCCACCACCACGUCACCGGAUCAGCCCUUCGGAAACCGUGUCACGUACGACCUCUUCCUGGCCGAGUGCCAGGCGGCAUUCGGAGAAUUCAUCACCCAAGAUUUGGUCUAUGAGGCUGUCCGGCUGACGAACUUCCAUUACGGAGCGGACGAUCCUCGCACCACCAACGUGCUGUUCACCAAUGGUGCUCUGGAUCCUCUGCGCCAUGUCUCCAUCACCUCUUACCAGAACUUGCUGGCAAACGCUCGCGUUACCCCGAGGGAGUUCACCGGUGCGGAUAUUGUGUCUAUCAGUGACUCCGACUCCGAGGAGCUCCUACAGACCAAGCGUAUGGCCGAACAGUACAUCUCGACAUGGCUCGGAUCGCCGAUCAGUCCCUUCUGGAAGUAA
Anopheles coustani is the source of this 1527-nucleotide messenger RNA. RefSeq names its product putative serine protease K12H4.7. NCBI's taxonomy places the organism in Eukaryota, Metazoa, Arthropoda, Insecta, Diptera, Culicidae. Gene Ontology annotation, biological process: proteolysis. The coding region runs from base 1 to 1527 and encodes 508 amino acids. The transcript is spliced from 2 exons. Gene Ontology annotation, molecular function: serine-type exopeptidase activity; dipeptidyl-peptidase activity. The record is from RefSeq and is a predicted model, not a curated record.